AUGUCAAGCUCAGGUCCACCGCCUCCAGGAGGCGACUACAACAGGGCUGGCGAGGUUCAUGCCUUCACCUGGACUCUGGAGAUCCUCUCUCUCAUGUUCGUGCUCGGAAGGAUGUACUCACGUAUAAAGCUUACGCGGAAUGUCUGGUGGGACGAUUGGUGUAUCUGUUUUGCUCUUGUCCUUGACUUCGUGGUCGCCAUUAUGUGGAGUGUCUAUGCAGCUCGUGGCUAUGCGAGGCAUCUCUACUACUUGACUCCUCCUCAGAUAUCGAACGCUCUGGAAUUGAAUACAAUGUCGCGGUCUCUGUGCAUGUUCAGUAUUGCCGUUGGCAAAAUCUCUGUGGCUUUUUUGAUUGAAAGAAUUGCAGGCCCCAACGACUGGAGAAAGUGGCUGCUGAGAGGCAUCUCCAUCAGUGUCUUCAUCUCAGCUGUCAUCACGUUCACAUUGUUCUACGUCCAAUGUCAACCCGCAAGGGCGCUUUGGGACAAGGGCAUGAUCAAGGAAGGCACCGGAAGUUGCUGGAACCCCAUUCCUGUCAACACUUGGGAUCUGGUCAUUGCUAGUUACUGGGCAUUCUUGGAUUUUGCCCUUGCUUUCAUCCCAGUCGACAUUGUAUGGAAGCUGCAUUUGAGCACACAGAAGAAGUUGCUGUUGACCCUCCUUUUGGGUAUGGGAGUCUUUGCCGGAGUAUGCGCGGCUGUCAAGACCUCGAAAGUUCCCAUAACGGUCAAGGCUAAGACUGAUAUCACUUGGCAGACCAUUGAGCUGCUUAUGUGGAACGGAAUCGAAAUGAACGUCAUCAUCAUAGCAGCCUGCAUUCCAACUCUGCGACCCAUUUUCUUGAUCCUCUUGAAGCGUCCUGGGGCCGACAAUUUCCGCGCAUCCGUCCGCGAGCGCGGCCGUUCCUCGUAUUACUACAGGACUUCCGACUCUGAAGAAUCCAAGAAGACGACCACAGGAUCCAGUGCUCCCAGUAAGGCUUUCGACAAAAGAGCUUCGCGAGCAAUCACCGGGAGUACCGAAGCUAUCAAUAAAAAGAGCUCAAAUGAUGGUGGUGUGGUGCUCCAAUUGGAGAGUACAGAAGUUGGCGGCCGAGACGAAGAGAUUGAGGAGGGAGACUGGGGACAUGCCCACGGGUUUGGUAUCCCCAUGACUGGCAUUGGAAGCGAUCAGGAUGCAGCGGAGAUGGACUCAGGGCGCUUAAGAGAAGACAGCUCGGUCUAG
Messenger RNA from Letharia columbiana, 1224 nucleotides. RefSeq lists its product as uncharacterized. Bases 1 to 1224 code for a protein of 407 amino acids. The record is from RefSeq and is a predicted model, not a curated record. The transcript is spliced from 6 exons. NCBI's taxonomy places the organism in Eukaryota, Fungi, Ascomycota, Lecanoromycetes, Lecanorales, Parmeliaceae.